AUGACUGACUUCAGACAACUUGACAAGUCCGAUUUCGAGUGAUGGCAGCUAGACCAGGGCGGAGUCUACUACGGCCAAGUCACCUAUGUUGACCAGGACAAUAAGAUCGUGGAGGAUAUAGAACAAGCGAAGAAGGAAGUAGAGGAAAUUUUGAACCAAGAACCUCCCCCUGAAGGCGAAGAGGUGGUCGUCCCUAAGUUUAAAAGGGUCAGACAUGGACUUGGAGUUAAUUGUUAUGGAAGAACUGAGGAGGAUAAUAUACUGUGUAAGUAUGAAGGAAACUGGGAGAAGGAUAAAAAGCACGGUCAAGGAUUUCUAGUGUUCCCUGAUGGCUCUACCUAUAGAGGAAACUUCAAGAAUGAUAAAAUUGAAGGUGAUGGGGUCUUCCAUUGGGCCCAUAAAGAUCAUACUUAUGAAGGCAGUUGGAAAGAUGGGAGACUUGAAGGAGAAGGUAGUUUCUCACAUGCAGACGGCACUCAAUUUAAUGGAACUUUCUUUAAUAACUAUAAGCUUGCAGAUGGCUUUUUCGUCAAUCCAUUCCUAUCCAGCGAAGAAGAGGCUGAAUACCAGAGCAAGUGAAAAGCUUUCCAAAUGAAGCAGAUGAGUCCACAUCAAGAAGAAUUUGAAUAA
Moneuplotes crassus is the source of this 630-nucleotide messenger RNA. The record is from the annotation of a GenBank genome assembly. Lineage: Eukaryota; Ciliophora; Spirotrichea; Euplotida; Euplotidae.